GUUGCCCUGCAUUAGAAUGUUGUUUACAAAUGGCGGUCUACGUAGAUUUUAGUCUAAAAGGAAGUUUGUUUUAUUAGAGUUCGAGAAGUGAUCUAAAAAUUAAUUUUUACUAUCGAAAUCGCGUAACAGAAUCAUUUCAAAGAUGGCUGUAUAACGGGAAAUUAGAAUUUUAAAAACUGCAAUGGCUUCUUUAGCCAAACCAAUAGAUCGUAAACGUGUGCAAGCUAGGCAGGUGGAGAAGCUCCAGCAGCAUAUGAUGAUCUUAGAGCAACAGAUGGUUGAACAAGCCGCACUAAGACGUCAGCUAGAACAGAUCAGCCGACUGGACACGACCAGAACACAGAAAGCUUUGGAGAGAGCAUCAAGCAGUAACAAAACUUUACAAAAUGAAAUCGACAGAAUAUAUGGACCAAGUCAUGAGUAUCCCAAAUCCCCUGCCCUGAAUGCUGUGGAAGAAAUUAUUGCACAAAGAACCAAAGAUUUCCACCGCUCACAGCAAGAAAAAAAUGCCAAACUUCAACAGCUUGCGCAGGAAAGGCUGCGCAUCCUUGAGGCUAGAAACAGAUUAAAGGAGAAACAAGACAUGCUGCGCUCUCUCCCCUCCCCCAAUGGCAGUGAUGUGAGUGAGAUAGAAAUGAAACCCCCUGGUGUUCACACCCCCAGCUACAGGAGUGUCCACUCCUCCGACUCCAUGGUCAGAAGAGUUGUUAACAAUUUACCUGUUACUGUUGACAAAAUUUGGCAUUUGAGGGACAGUUUACAGAGGGAUUAUGUGAAGACCAAACGACCGUACGCUGGGGAACUGGGUAUCACAUCAUACGAGCCAUGGCAAUACAAAGACUUCUUUAUGGUACGUGACCUACUGGAAGAGUUUAUUAACGACUUUUUAUUUAACCACAUUCCGUCUGACCUGAAAGUCCUCAAACAAGGGAGAAAACUGCAAAUGCUUGAAGAAAAUGACAAAGACUGGAAAAAAACUUCCAAAGUCUUGUCUGAAAGAGCCGUGGUCAAGCUGCUAGCUGAGGAGCUUCUGCUUGAGGUAACAAGUAAAUUGACUGAAGAGAUUGCUGGUGAAUGUCUCUUUGAUGAUUUCAUUUACAAGAGAAUUUCUUCCAACAUGUUUAUCAAAGAAGCUGAGGUUCAAGCAACUGGCAACCCUGAUGGCAGAGACCCCAAUGACCCUGCCUAUGACAUCAUCACACGUACCUUCCAGUCUAUGCAGAAAAACAGAGAUCAAAUAAAAAAACAUAUUUGGUCACACUCUCAGCUGCUGAAUCAGCAAACAUCUCCUCCACCUCAACUACUUCGCCCCGUGUCACCUCCGCCCCCCAUGCCACCCAAAAAAAAGAAGUCACCACCAAAAGUGAACAAAACACCUUCACAAGUGCCCAUUUCAGAGCCACAACUAUCAACUGUUGUUGAUGAGCCAGUUGAUGCAGAUGUAACCAUCAUCAGCUUUGAUCAUCUCCAUCCAGUUGAUCUCAUACAGACAGAUUACAUGAAAGAAAAAGAUCCAAAAGAAAGAAAUAAAAAACUCUGGAACUGCAUUUACCAAAAAAGAGAAGCAAAAUAUUGGAAGAACUUGAGGCCCUAUGUAUUUAAUCUAACUGUGGCCAAGAGAUGUCAAGGUAUUUCAGUGGUCAAACCUUCACCGGAUCAUAUGCAGGUGGCUAUUGGGACUUUAAGUGGUGAUGUCAUCAUUUUCAACACACAAGUGGAACCCUGGAUGGCUGUAAAAUUAGAUGUUGGGCAGACGGUUGAUGGGGGUGUAGUGCAUUUAGCUUGGUCACUUGACUCUUCUAGGCUGUUGGCAGUUAAAAAAUCUGGUUCUGUUUUUGUUUGGCUCACAAAGGGAAAGCCAGCAUUAAAAGAGCACUUGAAAGUCAUGGAGUUCCAAACAAACGAAACAAAACCUCAGCCAUUUGCCCUCAUUCCUAUCAAUGCUUUUGAUGCCAACAAAGGGGACUUAACUCUCACACAAGGAUCUCUUGUUGAACAAGGCACAUCUAGAGGUCCAGAGAAGGCAGUUCUGGCAGAUUUCUUCCCCUCCCUUACCGUGCUGACCACUCAGUACUCCAUCUGUGCGGCACUACAGAUGGGAGAUAUACUAAAACUUGACUUGGAAACACUCAACAAAAAUGAAAAUGUUUUGAAGGCACCAAUGCUUCUCAAACCAAAAAUUCAGACCAGCAUUGAGGUUCCAAAUUUAACCAGACAAAACAUUGGGGCAGAACUUCUGCGCCAACACAAGGAUCUGGUCCUGCAUGUGAGUUUUGUGGGGAACAUAGGCAAGAUGGUGACGGUGGACAGUGCUGGCUUCAUUCUCCUCUGGAAAUACGACAAAUCUUUUCUAACUGGCUUUGAUUGGUUUACACCUGAAAAAAAAUUCAAAUUAAAUCUACACAGGACAAUGUUCCAACCCUUCCCCGAAGACAACACAAAAAUAAUUUUUACAGAUCAGCAAAAAAAUGUGUCCAGAUCUAAAAUUAGAAGGGAGCGAAGUGAAGCUCAAAUAUCACUGGACAAAUUAAAGCUUGGGAACCCUUGGCACAUUAUCAUAGGAAAAAAUGGACUUGAUACUUACAUGUAUGCCCCACAAGCCAAUGUGAAUGACUCUGGAGCCAUGUUUAAUGUUGUUGUCAGACACAGAAAGACUCAGCAAGUAUCCAGUCACAUGACACGGAUGUAUAAACCUGUCAAACUUCAAGCUUCUGCUAUUCUGUCUGUGAAACAAACUCCCUCUGGAAAUGAUUUAGUGAUUGUUCUUUUGUUUCCUCCCUAUCAACCCAAAGGUCCAUAUUUGAUGAUACUUGUUCUACACCUACCAACAAUGGCUUUACGCAACUUUAGAAAAGAGAUUGAGCUAAGCAGUCAAGAACAUGAUGAGUAUAAGGAAACUAAAACCUUGUCUAUGGAUGUUACACAAACGUAUGGGCCUACUGGCUCAGAAUACCUAUUCAUGACACUGAAUGGUCAGCUGAACUGCUUUUCACUCAACUCUGGCUCAUCACUGCUUUGUAUUGACAGUAAAACACGGCCCAAAGCACCAAAGUUUCCAGGGUUAAGAAUUGAUGAGCAAUAUUUUAAAGUGCCAAAACUGUGCCAGGUGGCAGCACUAGGCAACUUUGGCUCUCUCUAUGCUGUGCUCUUUGAUCAGUCCAGUCAAGUUUUUAAAGUUCUACGACUUGAUGACAACAACCCUCCUGAGGACACCAGGCUGAUGAGCAAAGCUUUCAAAAAAUGGGAGGGUUACAAGAAAUGUCCGUCUGAGCUUCGAGUUAAUCCAGUGGACUGUCUGCUGCCAGAUAUGAAACACUUGGAAGCAGAAAUGAGGAGUUUACUGCUGUCCUUGCCAUUCCACAAUGAGGAGAUAACCAGGGAGGACCAAGAAAAAGAAAAAAUUGGGAAUUAUCUGGCCUUGAAAACCAAGGUGGAAAAGGAGGCUCUGGUGAAUAAAUUAUAAGAAAACUGCAGAAAUGUUGUUGUUCCGUUUUUGUUUUUUUUAUUCCUCACAUAAAUAAAUAAAUGACAAUGUUUUUUA
Messenger RNA from Physella acuta, 3541 nucleotides. RefSeq lists its product as uncharacterized. NCBI's taxonomy places the organism in Eukaryota, Metazoa, Mollusca, Gastropoda, Physidae. The record is from RefSeq and is a predicted model, not a curated record. Gene Ontology annotation, molecular function: protein binding.